Messenger RNA from Panthera uncia (snow leopard), 2154 nucleotides. It is a transcript of the gene PRR33, whose product is annotated as proline rich 33. The record is from RefSeq and is a predicted model, not a curated record. Lineage: Eukaryota; Metazoa; Chordata; Mammalia; Carnivora; Felidae. Bases 1 to 2154 code for a protein of 717 amino acids. The transcript is spliced from 8 exons.
AUGGGGGCCGACGCCAGCCAGGGACAGCACCCGGACCCCACCAGUGCCCUGGCUGUCUGGGGACCAGACGCAGGAGCUGAGGGCGGCCGUGAUGGGGAGGCCUGGUGCACCCCAGCCCGCCAGGGGCCACUCUCUAGGAUGGGAGGCUCCAUGGGAGCCCGGGGCCUCGCCCUGCUGGCCCCCCCUCGACCCGGCCAGGGCCCUACACCUGUCGGCAGCCUCAAGUGGGGGCUGGCUGUGCUGGGGCUUGGUCGAGGAAACCCCGUGCACACCCAGCCCCGCUCAGACCACCUUGCUCCCGGGAGCCGCCCGCUGCCCCUGCUGCUCUUAGGAGCGGCACCUGCCGACCGGCACGCCCAGGCCCUGCAGUGGCCCUCCUCGGGCACCAGGCCCGUGGUGCGGCCGGACAGCAUUGAGCAGGCUCUGCUGGACAGGCCGCAGGCCUCCGAGAACCUUCGACAGGCUGAUGUGCCAUCCCGCUGGGUGGGGAGGGAGAACGCGGCGUGCCCGCUGGGAGAUGCGCCCCGGCUGGCAGAGGACGGCCCUGGAUGCAGUCUCCAAGGAGGCAGGCCGAUUUUAAUCACAGAGACUUCUGAAAAUGGAGGUUCCCAGCAGAGCCGGAUCUGGAACGCCAAAGGUCCAGUGGUCCUGCUCUUCAGUGGGUUCCCCCGACGACAAGGGCAGCAGAGCCCAAUGCUGUGCCCCCGGGCGGCGCCCUCGGCCGUCACCCACCGAGUCACUCGGGCCUCCGUGGGCUCCUCUCUGAAGCGGCUGGAGGCAGAUCCGCCCCGCAGAGCUGCGGACGCGGACAGACUUGCCCGGCAGGGUGCGACGACGCUCAUCGUGGCCGGCCUGUGCCCCCCGGGGCCCUCGGGACCCCCGCCACCCCUGCUGCCCAAGCCAGGCAAGGACAACCUUCGUCUGCAGAAACUUCUGAGGAAGGCUGCCCGGAAGAAGAUGACCGGGGGCGGGGCCCCCGUGCCACUGGGGGCUUUCCGCACCUCCCUGUCCCCUGUGAGUGAGGCCAGCCACGACCAGGAGCCAACGGCCCCGCGCCCCGCGGAGGGCCCGCGCUCCGUGCCCGCCCUGCCCCGCUCCCCCCACCCCUCCGUCAUCCAGCACGUGGCAUCGCCUCUGCAGACGUCCACAGCCCCCUUCAGCUUCACUCAGCACAGGAGCCUGGCUGCCCACUUCAAGGCCACGGGGCUCCGGCUCACGACGCCGGCCCUGCACCCCACCCGGUCCCCCAGCGGCUUCACGCAGGUCUCGGCCCCCACAGCAGGGGCCACCCACGUCAGCCAGGUACACAUCCGGCUCGUGCCGUCCCCACGGGCCAGGACCCCAGAGCCCUGCCAGACAGCCCCAGAUGGGGGGCCUGGUGGGCAGGACCGGGACACGGUCCCGUACCCUCCUGGGGCCCAGCCCCCGGCCCCCGCGGCCCACAUCCGCCCUCUGCCCGCAGAGGCCCAGACUGCCGGUCCUUGCCCUGAGGCUCCCCCUCCUCAGUGCCCUGGCCCUGAGGCCUUGGUGCCCAGAGAGGGCAGCACUCGGCUUGUGGUGCCCAUAGUCCCCACCUACCGCUCACCGGGACCCUCGCCUCACAGGCCGGCCUCAGCUGAGCCCGUGGAGAAGCCCCCUGUGGCUGGCCCUGCCGCAGAGGCCGAGCAGGUCUCCAGUCCCCGGGCGGCCUCGUCCCCGUCCCCGCCCUCAGGCCCGCACCCAUACCCUGUCCCCAAAGUUGCACCGAGGCCCCGGCUCAGCGGCUGGACGCGCCUGAAGAAGCAGCUGAUGGAGGAGGCGGAAACAUCCCCAUGCCCGGGGCCAGAGCAGAGCCCAGAGGGCAGGGGGCAAGAGGUGACAGCCCCCGCCCUCCCAGCGUCCCGGCCCCCAGCCUCCCGGGCCUCCAGGAUGUGGGACGCGGUGCUGUAUCGCAUGUCCGUGGCCAAGUCCCAAGGCAGCCCGGCUGGGCCCAGGGAUGGGGCUUGUACCCUGGCCGGCCUGGGCCGCCUGCCCUUCCUGUGCAGGCCGCGAUUCAACGCCCGGAAGCUGCAGGAGGCAGCCGCCCGGCCGCCCCCUAUAGUCCACUCCGUCGUGGACCUAAACCCCAAGCCAAAGAACUUCAACCGGACGGCAGCUGGCUGGAAGCUCCAGUGA